Pseudophryne corroboree (corroboree frog) is the source of this 1439-nucleotide messenger RNA. RefSeq names its product aquaporin-2-like. Gene Ontology annotation, cellular component: plasma membrane; apical plasma membrane. The transcript has 4 exons. Gene Ontology annotation, biological process: transmembrane transport; water transport. Gene Ontology annotation, molecular function: water channel activity. Lineage: Eukaryota; Metazoa; Chordata; Amphibia; Anura; Myobatrachidae. Bases 1 to 831 code for a protein of 276 amino acids. The record is from RefSeq and is a predicted model, not a curated record.
AUGAUCAGAAUGUGGGAGCUUCGUUCUGUAGCAUUUACAAGGGCAGUUUUUGUGGAAUUUUUUGCUACUCUUUUAUUUGUCUUGUUUGGUUUAGGAUCAUCUUUAAACUGGCCAGGGGCAAAUCCGAGUGUUCUUCAGGUUGCACUUGCAUUCGGUCUCACCAUAGGCACUUUAGUUCAGGCUUUUGGCCACGUAAGUGGUGCCCACAUUAACCCAGCUGUAACUCUAGCUUUCAUGGUGGGCUCUCAGAUUUCCUUCUUACGAGCAGUUUUCUAUGUGGGCGCCCAGUUGCUGGGAGCUGUAUCUGGAGCCGCCAUAUUGCAAGGCCUUACUCCAAUUGAAGCCAGGGGGAACCUAUCAAUAAAUGGGUUAUUCAACAACACGGAAGCUGGACACGCUUUUACUAUUGAAUUAUUUCUAACUCUUCAACUGGUCUUGUGUAUACUCGCCUCCACUGAUGAUCGAAGGACAGAUAACGUGGGUUCUCCAGCUUUGUCUAUUGGUCUUUCGGUGGCAGUUGGACACCUUCUCGGUAUACAUUACACUGGCUGUUCCAUGAAUCCGGCAAGAUCCUUUGCACCGGCAGUUUUCACAGGAAUCUUCAGUGCCCACUGGGUCUUCUGGUUAGGACCGAUGCUUGGUGCUACCUUAGGAUCUCUAAUUUAUCACUAUAUUCUAAUUCCAAACACCAAGACCCUGUCGGAGAGGAUGGCAAUCCUGCAAGGGGAACUGGAGCUUGAAAAAGACUGGGAUGAGAGGGAAGUACGGAGAAGACAAUCAGUAGAGUUGCACUCCCCGCAGACAAGACAUGGGAUGACAGAGAAAGUCUGACGCAAAGUACAAUGAAGAGGAUGGAAAUAACGAUUCUGCAUGAUGGGCACUUGACAUGAGUCCUGAACAGCUUAAUCUGUUUUAAACUUGUUAACUUUUGCAGUAUUCGGUUGUUAUGACUAAUAACCCGGAAACAAUUAAUAUGAUUGGCUGAUGACCGGCGACAUGCAACUGCAUAGGUCAACUUCAAUUUCCAGCACUGAUUAUCUAAACCUAAUUGCUCCUGUUUAGAUUUUGGGCAAUUUGGGUAAAAACGUCUAAAAUGACUGACAAAAUGACCUUUGUCUGAGCAGCUUGUCUUUAUGUUUUCUCUCACACCUAGGAAUAGAGAGACAUAUAUUUUAAGACUUUUCUGCCUUAUUAAAGGUUUAUAAUACACCACACUUCACAUAAAUGCAGUUCCAUUUAUUAAAAAAAAAAAAAAAUCACAAAUGCUGAAUGGACUGCUAAAAACGUUUCACAAAUAUAUUAACUUCAAUGAAGGCAAAUGGUGGGAUUCACUCUCAGAAACUCUAUAGGGGCAGAUGCACUAAGCCUUGGAGAGAGAUAAUUGGAGAGAGAAAAGCUUCCAACAAAUCAGCUCCUAACUGAUUUUACAACAGGGAGAU